This is a messenger RNA of Nelumbo nucifera (sacred lotus), 3182 nucleotides long. RefSeq names its product cellulose synthase A catalytic subunit 7 [UDP-forming]-like. Gene Ontology annotation, biological process: cellulose biosynthetic process. Gene Ontology annotation, molecular function: cellulose synthase (UDP-forming) activity. Gene Ontology annotation, cellular component: membrane. The record is from RefSeq and is a predicted model, not a curated record. NCBI's taxonomy places the organism in Eukaryota, Viridiplantae, Streptophyta, Magnoliopsida, Proteales, Nelumbonaceae.
GAUUUGCUCAUAAAAAGAACAACCCAAGAAGCUUGCCUCCAUUCUCCGGCUCCCCUCGCUUCGAUCGGAGAACGACGAUGGAGGCAAGUGCUGGGCUGGUCGCCGGAUCUCAUAACAGGAAUGAACUCGUUGUCAUUCAUGGCCACGAAGAGCCAAAGCCAUUGAAGGCCUUGGAUGGUCAGGUGUGUGAGAUAUGUGGAGAUGAGGUUGGAAUCACAGCCGAGGGAGACUUGUUCGUCGCCUGUAACGAGUGUGGAUUUCCGGUGUGCCGGCCUUGCUACGAGUAUGAGAGGCGAGAAGGGAACCAACAGUGUCCCCAGUGCAAGACUCGGUACAAGCGUCUCAAAGGGAGCCCAAGGGUUGAGGGAGAUGAAGAUGAAGAAGACGUGGAUGAUCUGGAGCACGAAUUCAACAUGGAGGACGAGCAAAACAAGCAGAAACAUCUCGCAGAGGCGAUGCUCCACGGAAAGAUGAGCUAUGGAAGGGGACCCGAUGACGACGACAACGUCCAGUAUCCUCCGGUUAUUGCCGGUGCAAAAUCUCGGCCGGUGAGUGGUGAGUUCCCGAUUUCAGGUCAUGGCUAUGGAGAUCAAAUGCUGUCAUCUUCACUCCAUAAACGCAUACAUCCUUACCCUUCAGACGACCCUGGAAAUAUGAAGUGGGAUGACAAGAAAGAGGGAAGCUGGAAAGAGCGCAUGGAUGACUGGAAAUUGAGGCAGCAAGGAAAUAUCGGUCCUGACCCGGACGAUGCAGUUGACCCGGAUAUGCCAAUGACGGAUGAAGCGAGACAACCCCUAUCAAGAAAAGUACCGAUUGCUUCUAGCCUGGUCAACCCAUAUCGAAUGAUCAUCGUGAUUCGUCUGGUGGUGCUCGCUUUCUUUCUUCGCUAUCGAAUACUAAACCCGGUGCAUGAUGCCAUUGGGCUAUGGCUUACCUCUGUCAUCUGCGAGAUCUGGUUUGCCAUCUCAUGGAUCCUCGAUCAAUUCCCUAAAUGGUUCCCCAUCGACCGUGAAACCUACCUCGAUCGUCUCUCUCUCAGGUAUGAGAGAGAAGGUGAGCCAUCGAUGCUAUCUGCGGUGGAUAUAUUUGUGAGUACAGUGGACCCAUUGAAGGAACCACCUCUAGUUACAGGAAACACUGUGCUUUCGAUCUUAGCCAUGRACUAUCCAGUCGAUAAGAUCUCUUGCUAUGUCUCUGAUGAUGGAGCCUCCAUGCUUACAUUUGAAUCUCUCUCUGAAACUGCCGAGUUUGCUCGGAAAUGGGUUCCCUUCUGCAAGAAAUUCUCCAUUGAGCCUAGAGCUCCAGAGAUGUACUUCUCUCUCAAGAUGGACUAUCUCAAGGACAAAAUCCAGCCUACAUUCGUCAAGGAGCGUCGAGCUAUGAAGAGAGAAUAUGAAGAAUUCAAGGUCAGAAUAAAUGCACUGGUUGCUAAGGCUAUGAAGGUUCCUCCAACAGGGUGGAUAAUGCAGGAUGGCACACCAUGGCCAGGAAACAACACUAAAGAUCAUCCUGGUAUGAUUCAAGUYUUUCUUGGUCACAGUGGAGGUCUUGAUACUGAAGGAAAUGAGCUUCCUCGCCUUGUUUAUGUGUCUCGUGAGAAGAGACCAGGCUUUCAACAUCACAAGAAAGCAGGUGCCAUGAAUGCUCUGAUUCGGGUUUCUGCAGUGCUCACUAAUGCUCCUUUCAUGCUGAAUUUGGACUGUGAUCACUAUAUAAACAACAGCAAGGCUGUCCGAGAAGCAAUGUGUUUCUUGAUGGACCCCCAGAUCGGAAGGAAGGUUUGCUAUGUUCAGUUUCCUCAGAGGUUCGAUGGCAUUGACAAGCAUGAUCGAUAUGCCAACCGAAACACAGUCUUCUUUGAUAUUAACAUGAAAGGCCUAGAUGGACUUCAGGGUCCAGUAUAUGUGGGUACUGGGUGCGUCUUUAGACGACAAGCUCUCUAUGGUUACGAACCCCCCAAAGGUCCAAAGCGUCCCAAGAUGGUUAGUUGUGACUGCUGCCCUUGCUUUGGCCGUCGGAAGAAGCUGCACAAGUAUGAAGCUGAACAAGGAACGGAUGAUGACAAGGAGCUGUUGAUGUCCCAAAUGAAUUUCGAGAAAAAAUUUGGACAAUCAGCGACUUUUGUGACUUCUACACUAAUGGAGCAAGGAGGUGUCCCUCCCUCUUCCAGCCCAGCAGCUCUGCUCAAGGAAGCCAUUCAUGUAAUUAGCUGUGGCUACGAAGACAAAACUGAAUGGGGUACUGAGCUGGGUUGGAUUUAUGGGUCUAUCACGGAGGACAUUCUGACAGGCUUCAAGAUGCAUUGCCGGGGUUGGAGGUCUAUUUACUGCAUGCCCAAGAGGCCUGCAUUCAAAGGAUCUGCGCCCAUCAAUCUGUCAGACCGUCUCAACCAAGUUCUCCGAUGGGCUCUUGGUUCAGUCGAAAUCUUCUUCAGUCGCCACAGUCCCCUCUGGUAUGGCUACAAGGGUGGACACUUGCACUGGCUUGAGCGCUUCGCAUACGUCAACACCACUGUCUACCCAUUCACCUCCUUGCCUCUUCUUGCUUACUGCACCCUCCCUGCCGUCUGCUUGCUCACCGGAAAAUUCAUCAUGCCCACGAUAAGCACAUUCGCCAGUCUCUUCUUCAUUGCGCUUUUCAUCUCAAUCUUUGCAACCGGCAUUCUGGAGAUGAGGUGGAGUGGAGUGAGCAUCGAGGAAUGGUGGAGGAAUGAGCAGUUCUGGGUCAUCGGUGGUGUCUCAGCCCACCUCUUUGCUGUUGUGCAAGGCCUUCUCAAGAUCUUGGCUGGCAUUGACACCAACUUCACUGUCACUUCCAAGGCUUCAGAUGAUGAAGAGUUCGGCGAGCUCUAUGCCUUCAAGUGGACUACUCUGCUGAUCCCUCCUACCACCCUCCUAAUCAUCAACCUGGUUGGGGUGGUUGCUGGCAUAUCAGACGCCAUAAACAAUGGCUACCAGUCAUGGGGUCCAUUGUUCGGAAAGCUUUUCUUCGCCUUUUGGGUGAUUGUCCAUCUGUACCCAUUCUUGAAGGGUCUCAUGGGGCGGCAGAACCGGACCCCAACUAUAGUUGUCAUCUGGUCAGUGCUUCUAGCUUCCAUAUUCUCCUUGCUCUGGGUCCGAAUUGACCCAUUUGUGCUUAAAUCCAAGGGCCCUGACACUAAACAAUGCGGGAUCAAUUGUUGA